AUGCUAGCAGCCAUACUCAGCGGCGGUGGUUCAGCUCUUCUCUUCCUUGUUCCACUGUACGCUGACCCAGCCUUGAGUGCUCUAGCCGCUGACUUUGACCCAGUUCCUGCUGAAUGUGUGACGGAAAGACGCGACGAUCGACUCGGACUGGAUAAUUGCACAUGGGCGUCUUGCAGAGAAGGUUGCACGAGCGAUGCUUAUAAAUGUACGCAAUUACACGUGAAAUACAAAGCCUACGACGAGGAAUGGCGGCCAGCUGUUUUAUACGUCAACAUUAAGGGAUGCGGUUAUCCUCCCGCCGUCGACUGCGACAAUUUCACAAUUAGCCACGGAUAUGUUGGAGCACGGUAUCCCUGUUAUUGGUCGAGAGCGGACACAUCUGUUGUAGUACCACGUUGGUCCAGGGCAGAACAAGUUGCCGUUGUCACAAGAACACUGGCGUUGCCUCUGUUUCUUUCGGGAUGUGCUGGGCUUGGCCUCUGCGCUUUGCAUUGUGAGUGUAGACCAAGACGACGCCGUCGCCCCCCACGUCGCCCGCCUCGCUUGCCAACACUAUCGCCGGACGAAACAUCGGUAUAUAGACUAGGUUAG
Parnassius apollo (apollo) is the source of this 591-nucleotide messenger RNA. NCBI's taxonomy places the organism in Eukaryota, Metazoa, Arthropoda, Insecta, Lepidoptera, Papilionidae. The record is from the annotation of a GenBank genome assembly.